CCCGGCCAGCAGCAGAGCAACGGCUUCUCCGAGCGCUCGGCCUACGUUCCUCCGCAUAUGAGGCGGACUGGCGGUGGCCCUGCCCCAGCAGCCGCUGCUCCCAACGGUAUGGGACCACCACCUGUCAACGGCGGUGCUUUCCCGCCACCAGGCCAGAACGGCUACGCAGCUGCUCCAGGCGGUCGCGGCGGCGGCUGGGGUGCGGCUCAGACUUUCACUCCUUCGGCACCCGCAGCGCGCGGCGGUUGGGACAACUCCCCUCAGAUGCCUCGCGGCUUCAACAGCAACGGAUACGGCGCUCCCGGCGGCGGUGGACAAGGCGGACCACGCGACGGAGGUCGCCAACAGACUGGUGCAGGAGACGGACAGUGGAGAGAUGGCAAGCAUGUGCCAGGACCAUCCAACCCUCGCCGCGAGCGUGAGUUGUUCGGUGUGCCCAACGACCCGAGCAAGCAACAGUCGGGAAUCAACUUCGAGAAGUACGACGAUAUCCCGGUUGAGGCUUCCGGCCAAGGCGUCCCAGAGCCUGUGACCACAUUCACCAACCCACCGCUUGAUGAUCACCUCAUCGCCAACAUUGGGCUCGCCGGAUACAAUGUUCCCACACCCGUUCAGAAGUACUCCAUCCCGAUCGUCAUGGGCGGCCGUGAUCUCAUGGCUUGUGCGCAGACCGGUUCCGGAAAGACUGGCGGUUUCCUCUUCCCCAUCCUCUCGCAGGCAUACCAGAACGGACCUAGCGCCAACGUCCCAGCUCAGACUGGCUUCGCUCGUCAGCGCAAGGCGUACCCCACUUCGCUCAUCUUGGCUCCGACCCGUGAGCUUGUCUCUCAGAUUUACGACGAGGCCUGCAAAUUCGCCUACCGCUCUUGGGUCCGUCCUUGUGUCGUGUACGGUGGAGCCGACAUUGGAUCUCAGCUUCGCCAGAUCGAGCGCGGCUGUGAUUUGCUCGUCGCUACCCCUGGUCGUCUUGUCGAUCUGAUUGAGCGUGGCCGCAUCUCCCUUGCCAACAUCAAGUACCUGGUCCUUGAUGAGGCUGAUCGCAUGCUUGACAUGGGUUUCGAGCCCCAAAUUCGCCGCAUCGUCGAAGGCGAGGACAUGCCUCCCACCGCCGCUCGCCAAACGCUCAUGUUCAGCGCUACGUUCCCUCGGGAUAUUCAGAUGCUCGCACGCGACUUCCUUCGAGAGUAUAUCUUCCUCUCGGUCGGUCGUGUCGGUUCCACCUCCGAGAACAUUACUCAGAAGAUUGAGUACGUCGAGGAUGUGGACAAGCGUAGCGUGCUCCUCGACAUCUUGCACACCCACGGUGCAGGUUUGACGCUCAUCUUCGUCGAGACCAAGCGUAUGGCCGACUCGCUCUCCGACUACCUCAUCAACCAGGGCUUCCCUGCCACUUCCAUUCACGGCGACCGCACCCAGCGCGAGCGUGAGCGUGCUUUGGAGAUGUUCCGCACUGGUCGCUGCCCCAUCUUGGUGGCUACUGCCGUUGCUGCUCGAGGUUGGAUAUACCCAACGUGAAACAUGUCGUCAACUACGACCUUCCAACCGACAUCGACGAUUACGUCCACCGCAUCGGUCGUACUGGCCGUGCCGGAAACACUGGUAUCUCGACUGCCUUCUUCAACCGUGGUAACCGUGGCGUGGUUCGUGACCUCAUCGACCUCCUUAAGGAAGCCAACCAGGAUGUGCCCAG
Molecule: messenger RNA, 1690 nt
Organism: Zymoseptoria tritici IPO323
Lineage: Eukaryota; Fungi; Ascomycota; Dothideomycetes; Mycosphaerellales; Mycosphaerellaceae
Exons: 3
Coding region: 58-1515 (485 amino acids)
Cellular component (GO): nucleus
Molecular function (GO): ATP binding; RNA binding; RNA helicase activity
Source: RefSeq, a predicted model, not a curated record